AUGUCCUUGAUCAAUCGCCCUCGUGUUACAGUCAAUGGAAUCAGAAGAAUGAGAACUUUUCAUUACUUCUGGUGUCAAAAUUGCCAACGUGCUUUAAGGUUCACCUCCAUAAACCGGCUUGAAAUCUUUUGUCCGCAUUGCUCUAGAGCACUAAAUCAUGAGCUUGAUGUAGCAAGGCCUAGGCUUAUUGCUGAUCUCACCGGCUUAGAGGCCUCUCCAGGUGCACGGUUGUUGGACUCGUUGGCACAAAUGCUUGAGCCUCCUACAAGGCGGCCGGAUGCUGAAUUUGGUAGAAGAAUCAGAUGGGUACCUGGAAGUGCCAAUAGACCUUGGAUAACCCUCCAGUUUGCUGAACCUCCGACCCCACAAAUACCCGCUAUCGCGGCACCACAGCCUGUUGUUCCUCCUAGUAAUAAUGCUGAUAACAGAAACGAUACUGAAAAUUUCGAUACUGCUGAGGAUGAUCUGCCGCAUCUGCCCGCACAAGAUAUGACUCCUACUGGCCUUCCAGGACCGCCUCCUGCACCAGUUUCGGCAAUCGAAGCAUUGCCGAUGGUGAAAAUCACAGAACAACAUUUGAUGAAUGACAUGCAUUGCCCUGUAUGUAAGGAGAUGUUUGAGGUUGGUGGUGACGUGAUGGAGCUACCGUGCAAACAUUUGUACCAUUUCGAUUGCAUUGUUCCUUGGCUGAACUUGCAUAAUACUUGUCCAGUUUGCCGGUGCGAACUGCAUGACAAAUCUGGUAAUGAUCUUCCAGAACAAAAUGCUGAGUUUUUCAGCUUUGAAGAGGUGACAAACAGCUUCAAUUGGCUGAGGAAUCAGCUCCAUUCUAUACGACCAAUUCGUGCAUUUUCUGAUUGGACACAGAGAUACCUUGAUUUCUUAGACGGUAGACGUGCUACUUCACGUAGAGGCUCUAUACCUCUUCUAACCUAG
Molecule: messenger RNA, 936 nt
Organism: Dovyalis caffra
Lineage: Eukaryota; Viridiplantae; Streptophyta; Magnoliopsida; Malpighiales; Salicaceae
Source: the annotation of a GenBank genome assembly